Molecule: messenger RNA, 3156 nt
Organism: Chrysochloris asiatica (Cape golden mole)
Lineage: Eukaryota; Metazoa; Chordata; Mammalia; Afrosoricida; Chrysochloridae
Gene: MAP1S
Product: microtubule-associated protein 1S
Exons: 7
Coding region: 1-3156 (1051 amino acids)
Biological process (GO): dendrite development; axonogenesis; microtubule cytoskeleton organization
Cellular component (GO): synapse; dendrite; microtubule
Molecular function (GO): actin binding; microtubule binding
Source: RefSeq, a predicted model, not a curated record
AUGGCGGCGGCGGCGGACUUGGGGACGGCCGAGGCUCCGUGCGCGCUGCUGCUCGUGGUGGGCGGCGAGUGCGGGCGCCCGGGCCUGCUGGCCUUCGUGUUGGAGGAGCUGGAGCGAGGCAUCCGGUCCUGGGAUGUGUACCCCAGUAUCUGCAACCUUGAUGAACAGCUCAAAGUCUUCGUGUCUCGACACUCAGCCACCUUCUCCAGCAUCGUGAAAGGCCAGCGGAGCCUGCACCACCGUGGGGACGCCCUGGACACACUCGUCCUUCUCAACCCGUCGGACAAGUCGCUGUGUGAUGAGCUCCGGAAUUUUCUGCUGGAUCCUGCCCCUCACAAGCUGGUGGUACUAGCUGGACCCUGCCUGGAGGAGACCGGGGAGCUGCUGCUGCAGACGGGGGGCUUCUCGUCCCGCCACUUCCUCCAAGUUCUAGCGGACAGGGAGAUCGCGGAGCUCCUGGCCUCGGCACCCCCACCAUCCACCCUGCCCACACUCACCAUCACCUGCCCAACCUUUGGCAACUGGGCUCAGCUGGCACCCAACCUGCCAGGCCUGCUAGGUGCGCUCAAGCUGCGGCUGAACCCACCAGCACAGCUGCCGGCCUCCGAGGGCCUUCGUGAGUUCCUGGAGUAUGUGGCUGAGUCGCUGGAGCUGCCCUCACCCUUCGAGCUACUGGAGCCGCCAGCUGCCGUGGGUUUCCUCAAGAUUGCCCGGCCCUGCUGCUACGUCUUUCCUGGUGGCCUGGGCGACGCUGCCUUCUUUGCUGUCAAUGGCUUCACCAUUCUGGUCAAUGGUGGCUCAAGUCCCAAAUCGAGCUUCUGGAAGCUGGUGCGGCAUCUGGACCGUGUGGAUGCAGUGCUGGUGACCCAUGCUGGCGUGGACAGCCUGCCGGGCCUCAACAGCCUGCUGCGGCGAAAGCUGGCUGAGCGCGAGGCAGCGGCGGCCAGUGGUGGAGGCGAUGAGGGGCUGCGCAACCUCAUCUCACCUGAGCUGGGUGUCGUGUUCCUGAACACAGGUGUGGCUGGGAACUCCGUGGUCCAUGAGGCACAGCUGGUGCGCAGCGUGGAUGAAGUGCGGCUGGCACUGGGCCUGCUGGCUCGCCUGGGCAUCCCACCGCUUCCUCUGAGCCGAGGGCCACUGCCCACUGAGCCCACUGUGCUUUUCCAGAAGAUGGGUGUGGGCCGACUGGACAUGUAUGUGCUGCACCCCGCCUCUGAGGCUGCCGGGCGCAGUGCCGACUGCACGCUGGCCUCGGCCUGCAUCUUACUGGUGUGGCAGCCUGCUGGUCCCACGGAGAAGGUGGUGCGGGUGCUCUUCCCAGGCUGCACCCCUCCCGCACGCCUGCUCGAGGGCCUGGCCCGUCUGCAGCACUUGGGCUUCCUGCGAGAGCCCAUCGUGACACCUCAGGACCUGGAGGGGCCGAAGCGUGCUGAGAGCAGAGAGAGCGUGGGCUCCCGGGACAGUGUGCGGGGCCGGGAGCGCCCUGGGACAGCCCGCAAAGAGACCCCACGUGCUGAGAAGGAUGCCAAGCCACCCCUUCGAGAGGCCAAGAAGGACCCCAGACCUAGCACCCUGAGAACCCAGCCCCGAGAGGUGCGCCGUGGAGUCUCUGCCACCUCUGAUGUCAAGAAGACCAUGGUCCCAGGGUCAGCCAAGGCCCGGAAAGCACCUGAGAUACCAUGUCCAGCUGUGGAGAACGGGUCCCGCAGUCCCUCGAGCUUCCGCUGUGGUGAGGCCAGCCCCCCAGUGGUAGCGUGCAUGUCCCCGGGGCCCCCACUGGCAGCUACACCCAGCCUGGAGCGCAGCCUAGAGCUGGCCGCUGGCGAUGAGGGCUGCAGCUCGGAAGAGCAGACAUUGGAGCUGCUGUCCACAGCCAGCACGCCGCAACUGCGCACACCCUCUCCUGCCGGCCCCAGACGUGGAGUGCCCGCUGAGAGUGGUGGGCGGCUGUCACUGAGCCCACUGCGGUCCGGAGAAGCGGUGCCCGAUGCCUCGCCCACCGUAACCACGCCCUCACUGCCUGCAGAGGUGGGCUCCCCACACUCCACUGAGGUGGAUGAGUCCCUGUCUGUGUCCUUCGAGCAGGCGCUGCCACCGCCCCCUGCCACUGGUGAGCCUGGGCUGAGCCUCCCCCUGCGAGGUCCCCGGGCCCGGCGCUCAGCCUCCCCACAUGACGUGGACCUGUGUUUGGUGUCGCCCUGCGAGUUUGAGCACCGCAAGGUCAUUCCUCCUGCUACUGCACCCUCCCCUGGUGGCUGCUCCAAUGACAGCAGUGCCCGGUCCCAGGAGCGGGGCCCCGAUGGCCCAGGGCCUGAGGAGACACCACCUACCUCCCUCAGUGAGUCCCUGCCCACUUUGUCUGACUCAGAGCCCCUGCCUGCCAGUGCUGGCCCUGCGGACUCAGAUGAUGAAGACACUGAGAGCCUAGGCGUACCUCCUCGCCGCCGUGACCCACUGUCUGCCCCACUCAAGGACCCCCACCCACUGCCUGCCCCUCCCGGUGUCUGCAUGGUGGACCCCGAGCAAGCACGGCGGCUGGAGAGCCUUGGCCGUGCUCGGAAGCCCCUGUCCCGCACUGGCCCUGGGACUACAGGCCCCAAAGCUGCAGCGGUUGGCACUGCCAAAACGAAGGGUCUGGCCAGUGGGGAUAGGGCCAGCCGGUCACUCAGCACUCGGAGUGAACCCAGUGACAAGACAGCCCGGAUGCCCCUGACCAGAAAGGCCUCCGUGCCGAAGACAGCCACUGCUGCUCGAGGCCCACCAGGCACAGCUGGCAGCCGUACUGGUGGGUUGGCACCCUCACCUGGCAAUCCCAUCUACCUAGAUCUGGCCUACCUGCCCAGUGGGAGCAGUGCCCGGCUGGUGGACGCCGAGUUCUUCCGGCGGGUGCGUGCCCUGUGCUAUGUCAUCAGUGGCCAGGAUCAGGGCAAGGAGGAAGGCAUGCGGGCCCUGCUGGACGCGCUGCUGGCCGGCAAGCAGCAGUGGGGCCGUGAGCUGCAGGUGACCCUGAUCCCCACUUUUGAGUCGGCGACCAUGCAUGAGUGGUACCAGGAGACACAUGCAAGCCAGCAGGCGAUGGGCCUCACAGUGCUGGGCAGCAACAGCACAGUGGCCAUGCAGGACGAGACCUUCCCUGCCUGCAAGGUGGAGUUCUAG